CUGGUGGUGACUGAUAUGCGCUGUAAAAUCUCCGUCUGUAUACUGACCUAAAUGGAACAAAUGCGCUGGGUAUUGUAACUCCACGGUUAUGUCCUUAUGGAAAUGUCGUUAGCUAAAAAUAUAAGGAAAUGAGUUUCUCUGCAGAGGAUCAUUAGAUGUUAGACAAGGACAACAGUUCUAAAUUUUAUCUGAAGACCGUCUUAUUACCUUUAGCCAGGAGCGUUAAAUUGUGUUGUAUAUGCUUCGACUAAACCGAAAUUUAUAAAUAUUAGUAGCGAUCGAAGUUAAAUUGUCGCCUUAAUGAUUCGCCGUAUAAAUUGGCAGAUGAUGAUGUAUGUCACGUGUAUUAUAAACGUAUGAUUUACAACCUGUUUGGGUGCCCCCUCCCUAAGCUUAGUAUAGCCCAUAGUUCAGCUUACUGAUGAGUUGGCAGCUGGUGAUGUUCCAAAUCAGUAAUUUAUUUGCAAUACCACAGAAAUAUGUUUCGGUUGUCAUUUAUUUCUUUGGGAUUUAACACUAGAAUGCCUAAAACCGUAAUGAGGAAAUUGCGCACUGCAGUUCAGCCUUUUUAUGUUUUUCGGAGGUAUGGAGGAGAAAUAUUAAGCUGUAAUGUCAUUUUAUUUUAGUAUAAUUUUGUAGGAUAUUUAUUAGCAUGUCGGAUUAAUUUUUAAUCUUAAAUUAUACCGAUUGUUGGCUGUAGUUUAAUUGCUUCAGUCCUCUUAAGAACAGUUGAUUUGGCACCCGCCCCACAAACCGCAAUUUAACACGCCUCCUAUCGGUAUAAUUAACAGCUGAUCAUUGCGCUACCUUAACCAGUCCUGUUCCGGAUGCCUUUUUAGAGAUGCAUAUUACCGUGUCGGUGAAACAAAGUUUCUCUCUAAGCCACAUUUAUACAUGUUGAGGACAUCCUGAUAUUGCCUCGACACAACUGUUAGUCGAUGGAGGCAGUAAUUAGUCUAAACGACGAGCAAUAUUCAUAAAAUUUUCUAACUUCUAACUAGAGGACGCAUAUCCUCUAACUUCUAAUCCCCGACUUGCACUUCAAGAAGUAUUUUUGCCUGAACCACUUAUAUCAUCCAUAGAAAUAUUUCAGUGAACAGUGCCUUGAAGAUGGUGCCGUAGACUUGCUGAAGGAAUUGAAAAACAUGAAAAUGUCUUUAGAAACGCUGCAGUCCACCAGAAUUGGUAUGUCAGUGAACGCAGUGAGAAAGCAAAGUACAGAGGAAGAGGUGCAGACCUUGGCGAAAUCGCUCAUCAAAUCCUGGAAGAAAUUGCUAGAUGGUUCAGACAGCAAACAGGAAGAGAAAAAAAAAGAUUUCUCCCCCUUGACGUCAUCUUCCACUGGAAGUCCGGGCUCUAGUGACCAGAGCUCAAGCAAAACACAAGACGCACCAAAGACACCAACCACUCCAAAGUUCACGUCCUUCCCCCCGACACCCGUCACAACUGACAACGUUCGGACUAAGUGCAGGGAGCUCCUUGUGGCGGCCUUGAAGACAGACGAUGAUUACAAAACCAUUGGAGCAAACUGUGAGCAUCUGGCUGCACAGAUUGAAGAAUGCAUCUACCAGGACUUCAAAUCUACAGACAUGAAGUACAAGGCCAGGCUACGGAGCCGGAUCUCCAACCUGAAGGACCAGAAGAACCCAGAUCUACGUCGCAACGUACUCUGUGGGAACAUCUCUCCAGAGCGCAUUGCCACUAUGACUGCCGAGGAAAUGGCGAGUGCAGAGCUGAAGGAGAUCAGGAAGGCGCUGACCAAGGAGUCGAUCCGGGAGCACCAGCUGUCCAAAGUAGGAGGCACUGAGACGGACAUGUUCGUCUGCGGGAAAUGCAAAGGGAAGAACUGUACCUAUACACAGGUCCAGACACGAAGUGCAGACGAACCCAUGACCACGUUUGUGUUGUGUAACCAGUGUGGGAACAGAUGGAAGUUCUGCUGAGUCACGAUGCUUUUGUUCCAAGAGCCAGCAGAAUGGAUAAAGGAAAGUUGCUUUGUUAUAUAUGCAGAAUUUUUUUUUUUUUCCAUCACAAUUUUUUAUAAACUAAAUUUAAUGCUAGAGUUUAAUACUGCAUCUAAGCUGCGAUUAGGUGUGUGUGUGUGUGCGUGUGUGUGUGUGUGUGUGUGUCUUUUUCUUUCUUUUUUUCUCCCCUUAAGGCCAUGACAUGUUGAGCAGUUUUGGUUGAUGUUUUUGCUUCUGAUUAGGUCCAUGUAAUCUUAUUUUGCUGCCUUAAACAAGUUGUGCCUUUUUGUAUGACUGACAUUGUACAUGGUUCAACAUGAUCUGAUGUUUAACAAAGUGUUGUGUUAAAAUGUGUUUAUUGUGGCCCCUCCCUCCUUGAGUAAACAACACAUUUCCAGUUUGCCGAGUUCGUCUACAAUAAAAUGGAAGUGGUGUCAUGCAUCUUUAUAAA
This is a messenger RNA of Brienomyrus brachyistius, 2415 nucleotides long. RefSeq names its product transcription elongation factor A (SII), 2 (gene tcea2). The transcript has 10 exons. Gene Ontology annotation, molecular function: nucleic acid binding; zinc ion binding. Bases 1146 to 1943 code for a protein of 265 amino acids. The record is from RefSeq and is a predicted model, not a curated record. Gene Ontology annotation, cellular component: nucleus. NCBI's taxonomy places the organism in Eukaryota, Metazoa, Chordata, Actinopteri, Osteoglossiformes, Mormyridae. Gene Ontology annotation, biological process: DNA-templated transcription; transcription elongation by RNA polymerase II.